Messenger RNA from Bicyclus anynana (squinting bush brown), 1525 nucleotides. Its product is annotated as diphthine methyltransferase. The transcript is spliced from 6 exons. NCBI's taxonomy places the organism in Eukaryota, Metazoa, Arthropoda, Insecta, Lepidoptera, Nymphalidae. The coding region runs from base 256 to 1491 and encodes 411 amino acids. The record is from RefSeq and is a predicted model, not a curated record. Gene Ontology annotation, molecular function: protein binding.
AUUGUUGAUUGUUGAUUUUUUUUCGUUCGAUGUCACAAAUAUUAAUUGUCUAUGGACUGUGUUUCUUUUUGUGUCAAUGUGGAUUGUGGUGUAAUUUCGAUCUUGUUUAGAAAAUACGGGUUUUAUUUAUGAAAUUCAUUUGCAUUUACAAUAUAUUUGAUACAUUCCAACGUCUGUACAGCUUCAACUAUUUUAAGUGCAUUGUUAUCGCAAGUGUAGCGGUUUUGAGGAAACCGACGUGAUCGUGUUGGUGAUAUGGAGGCGAUGGACAUUCAGGCUGUCGAGUCAAAGUUAAGCGAUGUGACGGUGACUGCGAUACCAAUGAGUGGGAAGAGUACUCACAAGGAUUUAUCAAUAAGCGGUAACAGCCAUGCUACUAUUUCCACCGUUCCUGCGUCGUCUCCAUCGUCAGUCGGGAAAGACAAGGACAAUGGUAUGUCAAAUGCUUGUUUAAUGGCGGUGUCAUGGAACAAUAAGUGUAAGUGGGAGACCGGGUACAGCGCCGACUCGGUGGAGUGGUGUCCCGUCGAGCAGUACCGACACGCGCUCGUGUGCGGCACAUACCAACUCGACAAGAGCGAUCAAGAGACAAAAGAUGCAGAUCAACCCAAGCAGAAACGCCUCGGCAGAAUCUACCUAUUUCUACUACACGAAAUUACCACAGAAAUAUCUCCCAUCCAAACUAUAGACACAGCGGGUGUUCUAGACAUGAAAUGGUGCCAUCACACCAUACAAGAACACCCAGUGUUAGCUGUUGUCACUUCCGAAGGUUUCAUACAACUAUAUCAACUGCUAGAUGAUAGUGGAACUUUGAAAUUGGAAUUAUGGUUAGAAGAUGCCAUUGGUGGAAACGUGCUCGCGCUCUCCGUUGAUUGGUCGACAAAUAAAACGUCCAAUGAUCAACCUUGUUUGGUUGUCAGCGAUUCGUCGGGUGGUGUUACGGUUAUGCGGGUAGUCGCAACAACUUUAGAGAAAAUAGGAUUUUGGCAGUCUCAUUCUUUUGAAGCGUGGAUUGCGGCGUUUAAUUACUGGAACCCUAACGUGUUUUAUUCAGGUGGUGACGACUGCAUAUUUAAGAGCUACGAUGUGAGGGUGCCCGACGUCCCGGCCACGACCGACCGCAGCCACGGCGCCGGCGUCACUGCCAUACGGAGCCACGUCACUGUGGAACACCAGCUCUUAACUGGCAGUUACGACGAAAAAGUACGUCUAUGGGACACGAGGAGUUUGAAGCGUUGCGUUACAGAGACGGAUGUAAACGGCGGAGUAUGGCGUUUGAAGUGGAGCCCGUCAAAUAGUGAUGUAGUGCUAGCGGCGUGCAUGUACGGAGGGUUCCGCAUACUUCGCGCCGAGGAUACUAUUGAAGUUGUAUGCGAGUAUCUGGAGCACGAGAGCAUAGCGUAUGGCGCUGAUUGGAAGUUUGAUGCGCCUAUUGUUGCUACUUGCUCCUUCUAUGAUUGUUUUAUGCACAUUGGCGAAAUAGUUCUUUAACCAAAUAUUUAAAAAAUAAAUAUUUUUGUCUAUA